Molecule: messenger RNA, 3537 nt
Organism: Mastomys coucha (southern multimammate mouse)
Lineage: Eukaryota; Metazoa; Chordata; Mammalia; Rodentia; Muridae
Gene: Pus10
Product: pseudouridine synthase 10
Exons: 19
Coding region: 812-2395 (527 amino acids)
Biological process (GO): tRNA pseudouridine synthesis
Molecular function (GO): RNA binding; pseudouridine synthase activity
Source: RefSeq, a predicted model, not a curated record
GCCAACGUCGCGCUCGGCAGCAGACCCAAGCUCGUCCCUUAGAAGCGGGUCAGGCUGUCCCGCAAAUAGGAAAAGGACAGGAAGCGCCGCUUUUCUUUCUAGCGCCGGCAUCCGUGGGGCCGGUAGGGCGCCCCGGGGAAGAACGCGCGGCCGUAGGGCCAGCAGACGCCGGACUUGGACUUGGGAGACCUGCUCUGCGCUCGCCCCGGGCCGGCAGCGGGAAGCGACGCCUCCCCCCAAUAACGGCUUCAACCGCCUCCUGCCAAGUCCCCGCUCUGGCCUCCAAAGUCGCGGCCCAAACACCCCACACUCACUGGAAAGUGGGGCCGGGGCCCGGCCCUGGACCGGCCCCGGGAAUUCGGCGAGUCUCCCAGGGUUUGGGGGGCGGCGGCGGCUGGGAGGCCAUCUCUCCGCCUGCUCCGCUCCGGCUCAGGGCAGCGACUGCGACGGCUGGGCAAAGGAGCGCUUCGCUUGCCAGGCACGACCGGCAGAGCACCGAGCCCUCCGCCCCGCCCACGCCUGACGUCAGGCCAAGGCGUGUGGUCCGCCGAAGCUGGAGGAAGGAAGAAGGGAACAGCUAAUUCGCUGGGGUCGGGGUGGGGGUCGGGGGGUGGGGAGGGCGGAGCGGUCCUCUUUCUUUUCCCUAGUUUGGGUUUCAAAUUUGAGUAGGGGCUCAUCGACAUUUCUGGCAGCAGCUACUACGACCUAGGUGCCGAGUCCUUCGGAGGCUCUUUCUCUGGUCGAUCCCUUAAGGGCCGAGAAGGGUUAAGUCUUGGCUGCAACACCUUGUGAGAAGUUGUAGUUAUUUGGUAUGUUUCCACUGACUGAGGAAAACAAGCAUGUGGCCCAGCUGUUGUUCAGUUCUGGCACCUGUCCAAGAUGCAUCUUCAGAUUCUGUGGUGUGGAUCUUCCCGAACCUUACAAACACCCAUAUAAGGAGUUGCUCAAUGAUCUACAAAAAUUUCUGGAACCAGAAAAACAUGAACUAAUUUUGGAAACUCCAAACCCACCAUUGAAGAAAAUUCGUCUACACGAAGGUGGGAUCGAUAAUUUGAGUGAAGAUGGAAAGGAGGGAGUCUCUGUUACUGAAGACGAAAGCAUGGCUGUGAAGCCUUCAAAGCUGAGAGUGUGCAAUGUUUGCUUAGGAGUUCUUCAGGGCUUCUGUGAGAAGGGGUUUAUUACAGAGGUGUGCCAAAAGGUUGAAGCCUCUGGGUUUGAAUUCACCAGCGUGGUUUUGUCCGUCUCCUUCCCACCGCAGCUGUCUGUGAGAGAGCAUGCUGCUUGGUUGCUGGUAAAACAGGAAAUGGGAAAGCAGAGUCUGUCCCUGGGAAGAAAUGAUGUAAUUCAGCUGAAAGAAGCCUACAAGUGGAUAGCUUACCCCCUGUUUUCAGAGAAGCUGGGAGUUCCCACUGACGGAAAGAGCUUGUUCGAAGUGAGUGUGGUCUUUGCUCAUCCAGAAACAGUUGAAGAUUGCCAUUUCCUAGGUGAAGUUUGCCCAGAUUGUUUCAAACCGGCAAAAAACAAACAGUCAGUAUUCACCAGAAUGGCAGUUUUGAAAGCUUUGAAUAAGAUAAAAGAAGAAGACUUCCUCCUGCAAUUUCCUUGUCCUCCAAACUCACCCAAGUCUGUAUGCACUGUCCUUGAAGUUGAAUGCACUCACGGUGCUGUUUUUGUCGCUGGCAGAUAUAAUAAAUACUCCAGGAAUCUACCACAAACUCCUUGGAUAAUUGAUGGAGAAAGGAAAAUGGAAUCUUCGGUGGAAGAAUUAAUUUCAGAUCAUCUGCUGGCAGUAUUCAAAGCAGAGAGUUUUAACUUCUCAUCCUCUGGACGAGAAGAUGUAGAUGUGAGAACAUUAGGAAAUGGAAGGCCCUUUGCAGUUGAGCUGCUGAAUCCUCAUCGAGUGCAUUUCACUUCGCAAGAAAUUAAGGAGCUGCAGCAGAAAAUUAAUAAAUCAUCUGACAAAAUCCAAGUCCGUGAUUUGCAGCUUGUCACCAGAGAGGCAAUAGGGCAUAUGAAGGAAGGUGAGGAAGAAAAGACCAAGACCUACAGUGCCUUGAUAUGGACGAACAGAGCCAUCCAGAAGAAGGACAUCGGCUUCCUGGACGACCUAAAGGACUUAAAGAUUGACCAGAAAACACCUCUCCGAGUCCUUCACCGAAGGCCUUUGGCUGUGAGAACUAGGGCCAUUCACUCUAUGGAGACACAUUACCUGGAUGAGCAUCAUUUUCGUCUUCAUUUGAAGACCCAAGCUGGAACCUACAUUAAAGAAUUUGUACACGGAGACUUUGGGAGAACCAAGCCGAACAUUGGCUCUUUGAUGAACGUGACCGCAGACAUUCUUGAGCUAGAUGUAGAGUCUGUAGAUGUUGACUGGCCACCUGCUCUGGAUGACUAGCUCUCACAUUUGAACACAAAGGGUUUUCCUGGCAUGAUGUGGACACACAGGCGGCAUAUCCUGGAAAAUGGCUGUUUACCCACCAUAACGGUGUCUUCAAAACCACUUGGAUCAUGUUGAUCUGUUCCUAAAGUUCACUAUAACAUCUCAGGAUCUAUAUGUACGCAUAUUUUGUGUUGUGUUGUUCUAAGAAUCUCUUAUGUUUUCUCAUCUCCUGUCUCAUGACCACAAACCAAAAUAGGAGGAAUCAAACCAUUUUCUUUCUAAAGUCUGUUACUUAGAUAUAUAAUGGGAGGCACUGUCAAUCAGGAGAGCUGGGACUUCUAGGGACAAUCUCCUACAGGAGAUGAUACCUUUAAGUAAUUUGCUAAAGCUUUAAGAUCAUCUGAAUAAAUGUUACAACUGGACUCAUGAAGAAGAGCAUCCUAUGAUAUUCCAGUAUGUCAAGUGUAAAUCUGAUCCUAAUACUUUUCCAGUUUCCCUUAAGCAAGCUUUUAUUAUCAAUAGAAGUACUUUAAGGAAUGAUUUGUCAUAGUCCUUAUGACCUCAAGUUACUAUUUUGACAAUCAAAAAUUGUCAGUAUGUGUCUCCUGCAAAGGCAAGUGACACCUCACCACUGGGGGCAUACUCUAGACCCUGCCUAUGUCUUUUGUCUUUUAUGUAAAGGAAAAUAAGUGCCUUCAGUAACUUUUGUUCCAGAGUUACAAAUUUGAAAAUUUGAUAAUACUAAACAAAUAUAAACAUAUUUCAUUGUUUCAAUUAUUUUCUAAUUUGAAAUGUUUUCUAACAUCUAAUUACAUAAACAAGGAAACGAAAGUUAAAUUACACACUUAGUUACUCUUGAACUGAUGUUGUGUCUCCAGGGUCUAUAAACCCUUGUCAAGAGCACCUGUAUCUCCUGUGGAUGACAGUACCCUCAAGAAUGCCACUUAGGCUUACAAAGCCAGGAGGUUGGCUUCUGGAACUUGCAUAUCAAGUGGCGCCCCCAAGAAAUGGCUAAUGUAUGUCUUAUAUGAUCUCAUAAUUGUCACUUGUAAUGACAUGGUGAAGAGAAAUCUUAAACAUAUUAAACCAGAAGAAGAUGGAUUAAUCAUUAAAAAUUAUCAGAAGAGAAGCUCAAUAAAAUUUAGAUUUAAGUAAAA